AUGCUGGAGGAGAUCAGCGCCCUGCUCUCGAAGCUCAAUGGCAGCCUUCGAUCUCUAAAGAUUUCGGAUAUGGGAAACAGCAGUCUGAAAAAGGCACUAGAUGAAGUAGCUUUGCCGCCAUUGCUGCUCUGCAAGAUCGAGAUAGGUUGCAGACUUGGCGAAUUGCCUCCUUGGUUUGCAUCUCUGAAGCAUGUUGUCAAGAUAACUCUGUUCAGGGCACAACUGCAGCUGGAGGAUCUACAAGUCUUAAGAAAUCUCCCCGCUUUGGUCAACCUGAACCUAAGAGGUGAGUCAUUCGUUUAUAAUGGUGAGAAUUUGGUCUUCGAUCGGGAAGGGUUCGCACAACUUAAGUUGCUGACAAUUGUACGGGACAAUGUGAGUUUCAAAGAAGGUGCAGUCCGAAGCCUCGAAAUCCUUAAAAUAUUUUAUCCCUCUAAAUCAGUCAAUGGCAUAGAACAUCUGCAUGGGCUAAAGGAGGUUCACAUUCAGACUGAGAAUGAUGAUAUAAUUGAGAUGGUCAAAAAUAUUGCAGCAAACCACUCAAAUCGUCCCAAAUGUUUUGCAAAACUACUCAAGUCUGCUUAA
Molecule: messenger RNA, 585 nt
Organism: Zingiber officinale
Lineage: Eukaryota; Viridiplantae; Streptophyta; Magnoliopsida; Zingiberales; Zingiberaceae
Product: disease resistance protein PIK6-NP-like
Exons: 1
Coding region: 1-585 (194 amino acids)
Source: RefSeq, a predicted model, not a curated record